AUGUCAGACACGAUCAACGCUUCACCAACUUCGCGUGUCGACGGCGCCGAUGAACUAGCGGACGAAACUCAACAUGACGGGUACUUCGAUCGUGUCAGGAAACGAAAACGAAGCCUACGCAAAGGCACGCACAGCUGCUGGGCAUGCAAGCGACGCAAGGAGAAAUGUUCUUUCGACAACAGCGACGUCUGUACCGGUUGUCUACGCCGUGGUACCAGAUGCGUGAGCCAGCAGUUUGCCGACGAUGACGAACAAGCUACUUCUGUCUCCACCCCCUCUGCCACAGCCACAGCCAUGGCCACAGCCACGGCCAGCCGCUUGCAGCGCAUCGAGGACAUGGUCGUGCAGCUCACAUACCAGAUUCAAAACCUCAGCCAAACACAGAGCAACCCGCUACAGACGCCUGCCACAAGCUGGAGUCCGAGUCCAGCCCCACGAGCGACGCUGUCUCAGACGACACCACCAGUGUCGACGGCACAUUCUUCCUCGCCAGUAGCGGCAAACGAGCUGAUUGCUUCUACCGUCGGCUUAGCCAGGAUCCCCAAAUUACAGAUGCUCUCUCAAACCUUGCAUGGUUUGCUGCCCUGCCAUCAAGAUAUUCAGCUGCUACGCAAGGCAACUGCACGCCACCCUGUACUGUCGACACUUCAUAUCACCAUGUCAUAUGCUACUCUCCGCCGUGACGGAAUUCAGCCGACAGAUGGCGUCCUACGUGAGCCGCCUCUGGUGACCUCCGAACCUGUUCUGAUUGCAAAAUAUAUGCUCCAGGUUGCCGUCUUUCUGCAGGAAAUGCAACCUGCCAUGUAUCCAGAACUGCGCUUCCUGGUGGAGCCUGCUGUUGCGUUGACGGAACGUUGUGCCAACACGGCCAUGAGUCUCGUAACAAGGCAAGACGAGCUGCUCGGCUGCAUAGAGAGUCUAGAAUGCGUCGUUCUAGAGAGUGUAUACCAGUGCAACAGUGGCCGUCUGCGACUUAGCUGGAUGGCCGUGCAGAGAGCCAUGCUUCUGGCGCGGACGAUGGGACUUCAUUUAACAAAAAACAGCAACCCCCGGCGAGAGACGCUCCGUUCCCUCGAUUCCAGUAGUACACGCAUCGAGUUGCCCAAUAUCUGGUUCCGUAUCGUCCAUUAUGAUCUUCAACUCUCCCGCAUGCUAGGCCUCCCACCGGGUGCGGCCGAUGUUACCAGUAACAUCCUAUCCCCGUACGACAUGGCAGUCGAAACGCCUGAGGGAUACCUCGAGAAAGCAUAUCGCCACGUCAUGGUCCUUGCGCUGGCACAAAGGUCUUCCGGUGCCACCCCGCCAGACGUUCAGGCGACACAGGCGCUGGAUCAGGAGCUGCAGAGAGCCGCGAACAGCGUUCCUUGUCAAUGGUGGCUGCCACCAAACCUAGCCGAAAGCUCCAAGAGUGCGCUCGACCUGUUUUGGGAUAUGCGACGACUUCUCGUCCAGAUGCUCCACCACGAUCUACGAAAUCAGCUCUACGUCCCUUACAUGCUAGCCAAGGACGAGGCUGACAGACAGCGGUGUGAAAUGGCACGAAUUGCAUGUGUUAAUUCGUCCCGCGAAGUUCUCUCCCGUUUUAUCCUCUUACGACACUUCAAUUGGACAGCGUCCAGCUGCCGUAUCGCAAACUUUCUGGGUCUCAUGGCGGCCAUCACACUCGUGUUGGCCCACCUCGGUGGCAGUCGUCGUCUUCAUCCACCGAACCAAGACGAGAUCUCCUUCCAGGUAGAUAGUCUGCUCUCCCACCAAGCGCUUAGCGAUCGGGCCAUGAUAGAACAAGCUCUCGAAACCAUGCGACGCGUGAGCCAUUCGAGCGAAGAUGCACUCUGUGCACAAAGUGCCGAUGUUCUUCAUCGCUUACUGGACAUUGAAGCGAGUGGUAACUUUCACAUCGCCGAAGACAGCGCGUAUGUCAGUGUUGAAGCCCAACCCGACGACCAAACUGCUACUUCCACCUCAAUUUCUGCUCCCGGAAAGGGCGAUCGCAUCUUCAUACCUUACUUUGGCGACAUGCGGAUCAUGCGGCCGAAUAACAAUAAAGCUGCACACGAGAUAAGUGCAACAACGGUAUAUGAUGCUGGGGCUGGAGCGGAAGCCGGGUGUUCUCAAACCCAUGACGCCGUAGACCUGGUCGACCCUUUGCUGUUGGAUCUGCGUGAUGAGGAUUGGAUGUCGCAGAACAUCGAUAUGACAUUUCUAGAUGCCUUCCUAGAGGGGACGACAUGA
Messenger RNA from Grosmannia clavigera kw1407, 2232 nucleotides. Its product is annotated as c6 zinc finger domain containing protein. Bases 1 to 2232 code for a protein of 743 amino acids. Gene Ontology annotation, molecular function: DNA binding; DNA-binding transcription factor activity, RNA polymerase II-specific; zinc ion binding. The record is from RefSeq and is a predicted model, not a curated record. Gene Ontology annotation, biological process: DNA-templated transcription; regulation of DNA-templated transcription. NCBI's taxonomy places the organism in Eukaryota, Fungi, Ascomycota, Sordariomycetes, Ophiostomatales, Ophiostomataceae. The transcript has a single exon.